AUGGUUAUUGUGAAGCGGAGCCUGUUGCAGAAGCAGGACCUGCUGAGGAGCCUUCCUGCUGGCAGCCCUGGCAACCAACAGACUGAUCUGGGCUGCCAGGCUGGGGCAGAACUAUCUAUUACUCACUCUGGAAAGAAACCAUAUAAGUAUAAUGAAUGUACAAAAGCUCUCAGUGAUGUGUCCAGCUUGAAUCUGCACCAACAGUCAGGAGAGAAGUCUCACUCCCUGAGUGAGUGUGGGAAAAGCUUCCAUUACAGCUCUUUUCUUCAUGUCCAUUAUGAAAUGCACACAGGACAAAAACCAUAUACCUGUGAAGAAUGUGGGAGGACCUUCAUUUAUGCCUCGCAUCUUCGAGAACAUCAGAGAAUCCACACUGGGGAGAAACCUUUCAAAUGUGAUAAAUGUGGUGAGAACUUCCGUCGAAGGUCAACACUUAACAUCCAUUACUUGCUCCACACGGGGGAGAAGCCUUACAAGUGUGCCGAGUGUGGGAAGGACUUCCGGCAGUCCGCGGGUCUUCGGACCCAUCAGAAAAUCCACAGUGGUGAAAAGCCCUAUGUUUGUGAAGUGUGUGGGAAAAACUUUAUUCAGCGAUCACACCUUCGAUCCCAUCUGGGAGUCCACAUGACAGAGAAGCCAUACAAGUGCAUUCUGUGUGGAAAGAGCUUUAUGAUGAAAUAUAACUAUGAAUUUCACCUAGUAGUCCAUACUGGAGAUAGGCCCUAUAAAUGCGAAGUGUGUGGGAAGCGCUUUAGUCGUAGAGGAGACUAUAAUAUUCAUUGCAGAAUCCACACAGGUGAGAAACCCUAUAACUGCGAGGAGUGUGGGAAGGACUUCAGUCGGAGAUCAGCACUGAAGGUUCACUAUAGGGUGCACACGGGAGAGAAGCCUUACAAUUGUGAAGAGUGUGGGAAGAGCUUCAUUCGUCGAUCAGAACUUAAUGUUCAUUACAAAGUCCAUAAGGGCGAGAAACCUUAUAAUUGUGAGGUGUGUGGGAGGGCCUUCAUUCAGGCUUCACGAUUUCGGGAGCAUCAGAGAAUCCACACCGGGGAGAAACCAUUCAAAUGUGACACCUGCGGAAAGAACUUCCAUUUAAAAUCAACACUUUACAAUCACUGCAAAACCCACACAGUAGAGCAGCCCUACAAAUGUGAGGAGUGUGGGAGGGGUUUCAACUUCCCCUCAAAACUUUAUGUUCACAAGAGCGUCCAUACAGGAGAGAAACCAUAUAAUUGUGCACAGUGUGGGAAGCACUUCAGUCGGGGUUCAUACCUUCGGAAACAUCAGCGAGUCCACAGCGGAGAAAAGACACUCCAGUAUGAAGAGUGGAAAGAGCUUUGGCCAGAAUUCACACCUCCAUUCCCUUCAGAGGGUUCACCAUGGAGGAAGGCUGUACAGGAGUGGGAGGUUCCUGCCAUUUUUUUCCCCCUCGAAGGAUGGUCGUACCUCCUGUAUCUCGACCCCUUUGCAAACUUUUUGGAUUUGCGCGUGGGACGUGUGACGACCGGGCCACCUGGUGAGUGGAAAGAAGUCGCGGUGCACAUGGAGGUCUGA
Elephantulus edwardii (Cape elephant shrew) is the source of this 1554-nucleotide messenger RNA. RefSeq names its product zinc finger protein 234-like. The transcript is spliced from 5 exons. Gene Ontology annotation, cellular component: nucleus. Bases 1 to 1554 code for a protein of 517 amino acids. NCBI's taxonomy places the organism in Eukaryota, Metazoa, Chordata, Mammalia, Macroscelidea, Macroscelididae. The record is from RefSeq and is a predicted model, not a curated record.